AUGUAAUCACCUCUCCAUUUUCCCACCCCCACAAUAUUUUCUCUCACUUCUUUUCCCUUCACUUUCUCUCGUUUUCUCUCCAUCCAAACAGAAAUCAUUCCCACCACCAUGGACGAUGACCCCUCUGCUUCAUACAUCCACAUGGUGCACCACCUGAUCGAAAAGUGUAUAAUUUUCAACAUGACUAAAGAAGAGUGCUUGGAAGCUCUCUCCAAACAUGCAAACAUCGAACCGGUCAUCACUUCCACCGUGUGGAAUGAAUUGGAGAAGGAGAACAAGGAAUUCUUCGAAGCGUAUAAGAAGAAACGACGUGACGUUACUACGAAGGAGGGGAAUUCGUCCGACACGACGGAUUUCAAUCUGCUGGGUUCGAGGGAUACGACGUCGUCUCUGAGGCGGUAGGUGAAUAGACAGGCGGCGGUGUCGUAGGCUAGGUGGGAAUUAAUAAAAUAAAGAAAAGAAAAGAAACGUAGUGACGGCGGCGAUGCGAUGUACAACGUCGUUUUUAGGGAUGGUAGUGUAGGUGGAAUGGAACAGCGGGAACGGCGGCGUAGGGAGGGGCCGCGAUGGGGUAGUUGAGAGGGGGUGUGAAGAUAUUUUGGGAUACUAUGGCUGACACGUGUGGACACGUGGCUACACGUGGCAUCGUGCUCUUAACUUUUUAAAAUAUGUAUCGCUGUCGUUUGCUGAUUGGGAUUGUCGGGAGAUGUAGGGAUUUAAGUGGAAUUUCUCUUCUUUUUUUUUUU
Messenger RNA from Cucumis melo (muskmelon), 746 nucleotides. RefSeq lists its product as uncharacterized. The record is from RefSeq and is a predicted model, not a curated record. NCBI's taxonomy places the organism in Eukaryota, Viridiplantae, Streptophyta, Magnoliopsida, Cucurbitales, Cucurbitaceae. Gene Ontology annotation, biological process: developmental process. Bases 109 to 402 code for a protein of 97 amino acids. The transcript is spliced from 3 exons.